AUGCUUCGUUUCCCUUUCCAACUGAUGUGGGAUCUCACAAUCCAUCUUAUUGAGGGGCCAUCGUUCUUCGUUUUCUUCUUCAACCAAUGUGGGAUCUCACAAUUCACUCUCUUGGAGACCUAACGUUCUUCAUUCUCCUCUCCAAUCGAUAUGGAAUGAAUCUCACACAGAGAUUGCCUAUAUUGGAUGAUGAGAUGAGGCGGAGGAUUUUGCAAUAUGAUUUGCAUAUUCCGUGGGAACUGUGAAAAGUGACAGAAAUUAAGAUGAGCGUCACACUAAAACUAAGACACGACUGGGACUCGUAUGGAAGUAGCAGUGAGAAAUCUUAGACAAUGGUUGAAAGUCCGAUCCAGCAAUAUUGCAUGAGUGAAGAAGGGCAAUUCUGCUUGUAAAGCUCUUUCGUCGAGUGCAUGAUCAUGAUAGGAAUCGAGAAAGAAGCUCCUACUAGUGCCAGCAGACGCGAUACACCCAUCUCCUUCUUCCUCAUAACUUGGAGCUCCAUUUAAAGCUCAAACACAGAGAAAGACAGAGACCAAAAAAUGGGCAUUCUUGACACUGUCUCAGAUUUAAUUUCUGAUUUUGUGACCAUUUCCAGACAAAGGAACAAAAAACCAUUGCAGACAGUGGAGAUCAAGGUCAAAAUGGACUGCGACGGCUGCGAGCGUCGAGUAAGAAACGCUGUCUCCAAAAUGAAAGGCGUGAAGACGGUGGAAAUAAACAGAAAACAGGGCAAAGUUACAGUGAUGGGGUUCGUGGAUGAGAACAGAGUGUUGAAGAAAGUGAGAAGAACGGGGAAAAGGGCGGAGCUAUGGCCGUAUGUGCCGUACAAUGUGGUGGCGUAUCCCUACGUGGCGCAGGCCUACGACAAAAGGGCGCCGGCGGGCUUCGUUAAAAACGCCGUUCAGGCAGUCCCAAGCCCUAAUGCCGUCGACGAGAAGCUCACCACCAUGUUUAGCGAUGACAAUCCUAACGGCUGCUUCGUUAUGUAAUUCAAACCAUUAUCCAACCUCUUUUUUUUUUUUUUUUUUUUUACUUUUUACUUCGCUGUAGAAGUUAAUUUUUAUUCCAAUACUUUUUACCCCAUA
Messenger RNA from Cucurbita maxima (winter squash), 1085 nucleotides. RefSeq names its product heavy metal-associated isoprenylated plant protein 20-like. Lineage: Eukaryota; Viridiplantae; Streptophyta; Magnoliopsida; Cucurbitales; Cucurbitaceae. The transcript is spliced from 6 exons. Gene Ontology annotation, molecular function: metal ion binding. The record is from RefSeq and is a predicted model, not a curated record. Bases 540 to 989 code for a protein of 149 amino acids.